GCCGCCGCCGCCAUGCACGACGCCUUCGAGCCGGUGCCGAUCCUGGAGAAGCUGCCGCUGCAGAUAGACUGUCUGGCGGCCUGGGGAGAAGAGGAGGCGCAGGGGAAGCAAGAUCUUGUUAAAUCACAAGUAGCUUUGAGAAAAUAUGGUGUGAAAAAGGGAAAGAGGAAUGGCUGCUCGUUGGCACCAAACAAGGACACCUUCUUCUUUACAGGAUCAGGAAGGAUAUAGGUGAGCUUGUACAAACAAAGCCAAGCUUUUGCGCAAUAUUAUGCCAAUGUAUCAUUCUCAACUCUUCAGUGACUCGAAUACUGGUAUCCUGGUACAUUUAGUAUACUAAACAGCAGACUGUCACCUAUAGUUUAUGAAAAUGUUUAUACGGGGCCACUGCAGUAUGUACAGAUCUUACUUUCCUUUCCUUCUUUUCUGUUUACUGUCUUAUAGAGUUUACCAUCUGCUUUAAAAUUACCCUUUCUCUCACGAUUCCACCAAAGCUGAUACUAAUCUCUGAACUAUAACAGUUUCCACAUUUGUAUUUACAGUAAAUUAGUGUAAUGUGCAUGAAUAAAAUACCCACCAUGCAUAAACUCUAACAGAACCUAGUGAAUAGAUCAGAUUGGCAAUGCAGUAAAAGGGCAACUUAAUUAAAACGCGAGGCCUACCAUCUUGAUCAAUAUACAUAAUAAAAUUAAACCUGGUUCAGAAUCUUAACAUUCUAAUCUAGACCAAAAAGUAUUCCCCUCUCUGUCUUUUGAGGAAGCAGUCACAAGUGGCCUUAGUUCAUUCUGGUGAUGCCACAAAGAGCGCCUAUUGUAUUUAGAAUCAGAUAUAAAAUUACUCAUGUUAAACAGAUCUAUAUCUCAGCUAUUUACCAGUUAUAAUGUGCAGAAAGCUAUACUAUUAAGUGUACCUAAUUUAAUAGCUCAUUGGAUUGCAAAGUAAAAAGAUGUGGCACAUCUGUCCCAAAUUACACCUGCUCUCAGAAGGAAGCUAUUUCUAUUGUAGCCACUUGGAUUACUAAACCCUAAUUCCAGUUCAUUUUUCCCAGCCUCCAUAGGCAGUCUGUUUCAAUAGAUCAUGCUGACUUGAGUUGCUAGUGUCUUUUGUCUCACUUGGUAAAUUUCUCCCCCUUUUUGCAUCAAUACCAGGAGAGGUUACGUCAUCAGAAAGUGGCUGUAAGUUUGUAUCCAUACAACUUUUAAACCCUUGUAGUGAAGUAUUUUAUUCUUUGUCCAUCUUGCAGUGAUGUGCUUCCUGGAGAUCUGAGUUGCUGGUAUUUGAUUGGCUGGGAAAAAAGGUGCUUUAGUGCUGUCUUCAUAGCUUGGGGUUUUUAAAUAUUAUAUUAGGAUCUGAGAUUACAAGGCAAGGAUUUAGCUAAUGAUGGGACCUUCAGAUUUGCUGACUUCAUGAAGUUAAACCACGUUUUUGGACUCCCCAGCUAGAUAUCAAUGACAACCUCAGAUUCCCCAAAGUGGUUUAAGAAAAAGGAAGCACACACUUCUUACAAGACAUGCAAGCUUCUCGCAUUAGCUGCUUAAUUUGAAAUCUGCUAUAAUUUUGUGGGAUUUAGAGUAAAAGUUUAUGCAGUAAUAAAUCUGAAGGCAACUAUGAUUUUAUGUCACUCGUUAAUCUCUGCUUGGUAGGUUGCAACAGAUUUGAAGUGACACUAGAGAAAUCCAACAAGAACUUCUCAAAAAAGAUUCAGCAGAUUCAUGUUGUUUCCCAGUUUAAAAUUCUGGUCAGUUUGUUAGAAAAUAACAUUUAUGUCCACGACCUGUUGACAUUUCAACAAAUCACCGCAGUCUCUAAGGCAAAAGGUGCAUCUCUGUUCACCUGUGACUUACAGCACUCUGAUACAGGGGAGGAGGUGCUGAGGAUGUGCGUGGCAGUGCGGAAGAAGCUACAGCUGUAUUUCUGGAAGGACAGGGAGUUCUAUGAGCUACAGGGGGACUUCAGUGUACCGGAUGUGCCCAAGUCUAUGGCAUGGUGUGAAAAUUCUAUCUGUGUAGGUUUCAAGAGAGACUAUUAUCUGAUAAAGGUGGAUGGAAAAGGGUCCAUCAAAGAACUGUUCCCCACAGGGAAGCAGCUUGAACCAUUGGUGGCUCCCUUAGCAGAUGGAAAAGUUGCAGUUGGUCAAGAUGAUCUAACGGUAGUACUUAACGAAGAAGGGAUUUGUACUCAGAAAGGUGCCUUGAAUUGGACAGACAUUCCCAUAGCUAUGGAACAUCAGCCUCCAUACAUCAUUGCGGUGCUACCAAGGUAUGUGGAGAUUCGCACUUUUGAACCCCGGCUGCUGGUGCAGAGUAUUGAGCUGCAAAGACCACGCUUCAUCACCUCCGGAGGUACGAAUAUUGUGUAUGUGGCCAGCAAUCAUUUUGUUUGGCGUCUCCUUCCAGUCUCCAUAGCAACCCAGAUCCAGCAGCUUCUCCAAGACAAGCAGUUUGAAUUGGCUCUGCAGUUGGCGGAAAUGAAAGAUGAUUCAGAUAGUGAAAAGCAACAACAGAUUCAUCACAUUAAGAACCUUUAUGCCUUUAACCUCUUCUGCCAGAAGCGCUUCGAUGAAUCCAUGCAGGUUUUUGCCAAGCUUGGUACAGAUCCCACUCAUGUGAUGGGUCUGUAUCCUGACUUGCUGCCCACUGAUUACAGGAAACAGUUGCAGUAUCCUAAUCCUCUGCCUGUGCUCUCUGGGGCUGAGCUGGAGAAAGCACACUUAGCACUCAUAGACUAUCUAACUCAGAAAAGAAGUCAGCUGGUAAAGAAGUUAAAUGACUCAGACCACCAGUCCAGCACCUCACCCCUCAUGGAAGGAACACCCACCAUCAAAUCCAAAAAGAAGUUGCUCCAAAUCAUUGACACCACCUUGCUCAAGUGUUACCUACAUACAAAUGUAGCUCUGGUAGCACCGUUGCUACGUCUGGAGAACAAUCACUGCCACAUAGAAGAGAGUGAGCAUGUACUGAAGAAGGCACACAAGUACAGUGAGCUGAUAAUACUGUAUGAGAAGAAAGGGCUGCAUGAAAAAGCUCUGCAGGUGCUAGUGGAUCAAUCAAAGAAAGCCAACUCACCUUUGAAGGGCCAUGAAAGGACAGUGCAGUAUCUACAGCAUUUGGGCACAGAAAACUUGCACUUGGUGUUCCUCUAUUCCACGUGGGUGCUCAGAGACUUUCCUGAUGAUGGUUUGAAGAUAUUUACAGAAGACCUUCCUGAAGUAGAAUCCUUGCCUCGAGACAAAGUACUCAACUUCUUGAUAGAAAGCUUUAAAAGCCUGGCCAUCCCUUACCUGGAACACAUCAUCCAUGUUUGGGAGGAGACGGGCUCAGAAUUCCACAAUUGUCUGAUCCAGCUGUACUGUGAGAAGGUGCAGGGAUUGAUGAAGGAAUAUCUCAGCUCCUUCCCUGCAGAUAAAAUUCCAGUGCCUGCUGGAGAGGAGGAAGGAGACCUGGGAGAGUAUCGGAGAAAGCUGCUCUGUUUUCUUGAGAUUUCUAGCUGCUAUGAACCUAGUCGUCUCAUCAGUGAUUUCCCCUUUGAUGGCCUCCUAGAAGAACGUGCCCUGCUGUUGGGUCGUAUGGGGAAGCAUGAACAAGCCCUCAUUAUUUAUGUCCACAUUCUGAAGGAUACCAAAAUGGCUGAAAUGUACUGCCAUAAACACUAUGACAGAAGCAAAGAUGGCAACAAAGAUGUGUAUCUGUCUCUGCUCCGGAUGUAUCUAUCCCCACCUAGUGUUCAUUGCCUGGGGCCAAUCAAGAUGGAACUGUUGGAGCCUCAAGCCAAUCUCCAGGCUGCCCUGCAGGUUUUAGAAUUGCACCACAGCAAAUUAGAUACUACCAAGGCUAUAAACCUGCUCCCAGCAAAUACUCAAAUUAGUGAGAUUCGAAUCUUCCUAGAAAAAGUCCUUGAAGAAAAUGCCCAGAAGAAGCGAUUCAACCAAGUACUCAAAAAUCUUCUCCAUGCAGAAUUCCUGAGGGUUCAGGAGGAGAGGAUUUUGCAUCAGCAGGUGAAGUGUAUCAUCACAGAGGAAAAAGUGUGCACUGUGUGUAAAAAGAAGAUAGGAAACAGUGCAUUUGCCCGAUACCCUAAUGCAGUAGUUGUGCACUACUUCUGCUCCAAAGAAGUCAGUACGGCAGACACCUGAAACAUGUUGCCAUACAUUAGAUGGACUGCAUUAGCCACAACACUCGCAUGAAAUACAGAAGUGAAGACUUGUUUGGGAAAAUUGAUGCUCUGGAGUUUUGAGGCAUGUUGCUAGGAACAUCUUACAAAUAGCUUGUACCCAGCGUCUCUCUGGAAUGACUCUACCUACGACUUGGCAGUACUGACUUAUUCGAAAAUUGACUUUUUAGCUAUUAAAUUGCUGGCAACUAUAUAUACCUCUUAACACACCAAGAUGAGGAAGAAUGGAAAAUUGAUCAGCAAUGAGCUUGUAUUGCACUCCAAACCUUGCAGCCUAGUUUCUGAACACUUCUAUGGUGUUUACCAAUGAGGGCAUGUUUUAAAGUAUAAAAAAAAAAAAAAAAUUCUAUUCAGGUAAAAACUUCUUGAUCUGACCUUGUUUGUGGCUCAUUCUAAUAUUCCUCAAAAGGCAAAAUCCUUCAAAAGUCACUGCAACUGUAUUAACACUGUAUUGAAAUCUACUUUUAUCCACCAAGUUGGGGGAGGGAGGGAGCAAGCAAGAGGAUGAGAGGCUCUUGUGCCUGAUACUUGAACAAUUGUCUGAUUUCACCUUUCUCCCAAUGUUGGGAAUAACUAGAUGUUGAACAAAGGAACUUUUAUCUUUGAUGCCAAGAGUGCUUAUCAACUCCCCUUCUGAUACACAGAAGUUCCAUAGGAGUUAGUCACACACUAUAGGCUUCACUGGUAAGAAUUUAUUUUCCCCUUUUUGACUUUAGUUUGUUAGAGGUAUGUAAAUAUGAAUUAGCUCACACACUGUUUGCACUGUGUACAGUCACUUCCAACAUGAGUGGAUGCUUUUGAGAAGCAGCAACAACUAUCUGAAGAAGGGAAGCUCUCACUUGCACUUGUACCAAAAAGAACACUCCCUAAAAGUAACACUUUUGACAGGGACUGAAAUGUAUCUCUUGCUUGAGCUUCUAGAGCACAUUUGAGAUCCCUAUGUAUGUAAAUAGCUCUUCAGUCUCUAGUUCUCUCUCCAGCAUUAAAGUAAAAUAUAGACUGCAUUUCGAUGUCUCUGAGGGCUUUAGAUCAACUCCCUUCUGCCCAGGCUGGUGGUGGUGGUGUUUUUUUUUUUAAUUUUUCCUUUGGCCUGAGGAUUCUAAAUACACAAAACUGGAUGCGGUAUACUACUUCAUAGUCUGUAAUACUUUUGUCUUAUUUUUCCAUGAACUUUAAUCUGUAGCAAAGUUGAUAUAAGGGUACUUGCAUGUUCACUUACUGUACAAAGAAUUUGAGCAGCAGUGAAUAAAGGCAGCAGUAGCACAUGGUUCAGUGUAAUUGAAUGUGGGUAAUAACAUCCCAGUUUAGCCAUACUUCUAUAAUUAAGUAUUAAAUGAUAUGGAACAUGGCACACAAUUAUUAUACACAUUUUCUUUUAAAAUCUAUCAUACUCCCCAAACAAGGAGUCGAGAAAAUAAAUUUUAAAAACAAACCCAUCUGCCCAGGAUGUCAUUGAAUUUCACUGUUUACAUGUUUAAGUCCUUUUUUUAAACACUUUUAGCAACAGGUCUUCUGUAGGAUAUAAUUGAUCCUACCUCACCUUCAUAUACCCUGGUUAUAUAGCCUGCUCCUUCUGCCAUCUGUUUUUUGUUUCAAGGCUAUGGUUGCCAAUAACCUUGGAUGUCUUGGGUAAUACUGCUGGUGGUGCCUUUCUGUAGAGGUUAGGGGAGUUCCUAUGCUGAGAUGGAGUUACUUUUUUAACUUUCUAUUUGAACAAGAGAACCUAAUACAUGCUUGUAUUCAAUUUGCACAUAUUCUUUAUAGUGUUUAUCUACUAGUUCAGGUACAAGAGGAAGAUGUUUUGGGAGUUGACAGUGAAAGAAGGGUAUCAAGGCCCUAGAGUUUUUGCAGACAGAAGUCAAGACCUUUCUGAUAUUGGUAAGGAGGAUAGGUAAUUCAGACUAUCUGCUGCCAGUAAAUCUGCACUCUCUCACAGUUGGGGUCUGUAGUGUACUCUUCUUUCACGGUAAUGCUUAUGUGCCUCUGUUCAGCUUUUUUGCAUACAUUUGCAGAGGUGUGGUUUGAGCUACAAUUCUGCUGUCUGUUCUCAUCCCAUGGUUUAGAUUUACUAGCCAUAUGGAAGUUUUGUUUAAAGCAAUAUAUUGUAAUAAUAAAUAUUGUGAACCAG
Messenger RNA from Malaclemys terrapin pileata, 6298 nucleotides. RefSeq names its product VPS39 subunit of HOPS complex (gene VPS39). Gene Ontology annotation, cellular component: membrane; cytoplasm. The coding region runs from base 1616 to 4132 and encodes 838 amino acids. The record is from RefSeq and is a predicted model, not a curated record. The transcript is spliced from 25 exons. Gene Ontology annotation, biological process: intracellular protein transport; endosomal vesicle fusion; autophagy. NCBI's taxonomy places the organism in Eukaryota, Metazoa, Chordata, Testudines, Emydidae.